AUGAUUGAGCGUUACAAGUAUUCUCGCACCAGUAUAACCCCGGGACCUGCCUCCUUACCUACCACCGUAAGCGAAUCCACGACCCAGUCUAUUCCUGAUCCAUCUUCUCGUCCUAGCUUGGCCGCAUUGACCUCAUCAACCACUACUACGACAGUCUCCUCCGUUAUUCCCCCAAAAGACGACUCUAAUAAUUAUCAGUCUGGACGUUUAGUAUCUUGGUCAUAUCCUCAGGUUGCCGCCUCCUCUCAUUUAUCAAGCUCCAAUAGUUCAUCUUCACUCUCUUCAACCAAUCACUUAUCCCAGUCCGCCGAAUCUACUUCCGUGGAUACGUCCAGCAGCAAUUGCCACCUUGCUCAGACUCACAAACAACCACUUGCUCUCUCUCCCCUCCCUUCCAAGAUAAUCAUUUCGCGCAGCGAGAAUACUUCUGUCGAUCACGCCAACAGAGAUAGCCAACUUAGAACUGCGACAGAACCUAGUGGAGUUUCGGACUCCUGA
Messenger RNA from Protopolystoma xenopodis, 498 nucleotides. The record is from the annotation of a GenBank genome assembly. Lineage: Eukaryota; Metazoa; Platyhelminthes; Monogenea; Polystomatidea; Polystomatidae.